Molecule: messenger RNA, 767 nt
Organism: Camellia sinensis
Lineage: Eukaryota; Viridiplantae; Streptophyta; Magnoliopsida; Ericales; Theaceae
Source: RefSeq, a predicted model, not a curated record
AUGUUUAUGGCAGGAACCGUGUACGGGCCACUAGGGAAUCCAAAACUGACAUAUAGCAGCACUGUGAAGUUGAGAGCCGGAAUUAACAAGAUUUCUUUACUAAGUGUUGCUGUUGGCCUUCCGACAUGGAACACGAGGGUUCUUGGCCCGGUCACAUUGAAGGGCCUCAAUGAGGGGACAAGAGACUUGACAAAGCAACAGUGGUCUUACAAGGUUGGUCUAAAAGGCGAGGGCUUAAAACUGCAUACACUUGAUGGAAGUUCCUCUGUUGAGUGGGCUGAGGGAUCACUAUUGGCUACAAAACAACCCUUGACAUGGUACAAGACUACAUUCAACGCACCAGCAGGAAAUGAUCCAUUAGCUCUUCUUUUUUUUUGGUUGAUUCUCCUUUCUCAUCUCUUUCUGAUUUUGAUUUGAUUUCUAGAGUUUUGAUUUUGAUUUCUAGGGUUUUGAUUUUGAUUUGAUUUCUAUUCAAUUAAGCUAAAUUUUUCUCCCUUCCAGUUUCAUUUCAGCAUUUUUUUUUGUUGAUAAAUACAGUUUCAUUUCAACUUUAUGAUCUCAAGGAUCAAGGAUUCAUAGAGACAGGAGCUUAUGAGGUAUUUUGAAUUGUGUUGUGUUUAUAGCUCUUCAAUGAAAAUUUCUAUUGAUUUGGUUAUGUAACAUGUUUUGAUGGUUUGAAUGUCUCUGUUCUUACAGAAAUUGUUUCCAAUUGCUAGUUAAAUUUUGCUUUGUUCUGAAUUUUGAUGGAGAUAUUAGUUGCUUAGUUA